This is a messenger RNA of Effrenium voratum, 1953 nucleotides long. The record is from the annotation of a GenBank genome assembly. Lineage: Eukaryota; Dinophyceae; Suessiales; Symbiodiniaceae.
GGAGAAAAAAAAAAAAAAAAACGCACGAAGCGGACAUCGAACCAUGGACGGCAUGGCGUCGCUUCCGCCAGCGUCAGCGCUGGAAGCCAUGCGCCGGGACUGCGCGGCGGCGGAGCUGGUGGCGGAGAAGCGGCGCCAGGAAUUGGAGAAGGCCAAGCACUCGGAGGACCAAAAGCUUCGAGAGCUCCACGUAGAGCAAACUCAGAAGGCUCAUGAGGAUCGAGCUGCCAGCAAGCGCGUGCUGGAUGAAAUGAAGCAGGUGCGGCGCAAGGUGCACAGCCAGCUCCGUGCUGCCGAGGCCAAAGCCUUUCAUAGCAUCGAUGCCAGUCACAAUGCCUUAGCGCGGGCUGGGCAGCGCGCUCUUACCGCGCGGCAGCACACGGAUCAGUGGGAGGCACACGCAGACAUCACCGAGCGGCAGACGGAGCAAAGUAUCCAGAAGGACAAGGAGUGCUUGGAUAGCAUCCGUGAGGUUGCUGCUCGCAGGGUUGCGGUGAUGGAGGACAUCGCCACGGAGCGUGUGCAGAAGAGCCACAAGUUGCUCCAAGACUCGAAGCAGCAGGAGCUUGGUUUGACAAAGCAGCAGCAGAAGCAGCUGGAGACCAGAGCUCAUCAAGCAGCCCGUACGGGUCAGAUUCAGGUGAACAACGUUACCAGAGCUGGAGACCAAGCCAAAGCUCAAAUGAAGAUGGCAGAGGCGAAAGCUGCCGAAGAGAAGAUGAGGAUGACUCGCGACAUCGAGCGCAGCAUUCAGGCCGGGGCUUCGCGGAUCGCUGCGGCAGAGCGGGAGCUCAAGGUGCAAGAGCACGAGAUCACGGCAGCCCUUUCCAGAGAACAGGUUUGCGCCUCUCAGAUCAAAAGAGUGGCGCAAGAGCUGAAAGACAACAGUCAGGAAGAGUUCCGAGAGCGCAAGAAGGAACUUGAGGCAAUGCUCGAGCGGGCGGCGGAGUAUGAGCACAGCAAGAAGAAGCCGCACCAAGACGCACAAGUUUCGAUGCAGGAGAAGACAGAGGUCGUCACCCAGCGGGGCCACCAGGCGGCGCUGGCCGCGCGCCAGCGAGCAGGCUUAGAAGUGGAAGACAUCCAGAGGCGACUGGUCGAAGCAAAGGAGCAGCUGGCAAAGCUCGAGGUGAAGUGCGCGGCAUGCCUCAAAGAGCUGAACGGCCGCUGGGAGGACGCCAAAGUUGUCUACGCGGCAAAGGUGGAAGAGGUGGAGCGGCAAACACAGGAUUUGCUGGAGAAGCUAGAAGCGCACAAGGCGCUGCAUGAGGAUUAUUGCGCUCAGAGCUUGCGGCAGGUUGAGGAGCUGCAGCAGGAGCGGCAGGCGGCGGCGCGGAACCAGGGGGCGCUGAGCCAGGAGCUGGUGAAGCACCGAGCCACCUUUUGUCAGCAGAAGUCCGCCCAGACACGGCGGCAGGCAGAAGCUCGCUUGGAAGAGACAAAGCGGCAUGUGGAGGACAUGAGACGACGAAGUCAGGAGCGAGCGGAGAUGGGAAAAGACAUUGCCCAAGAGAAGGUGCGGAUCGCGCAGCAGCGGUUCACGGAGCAAGUGGAGGUUGCGGAGCGGCGGGCAAAUGAGGCGAUGGAUGCUCGUGACAAAGCAAAGGCGGCCUUCCUGGAGGCCUUGGCGCGCUGCAGCGGAGCGGCUGACGAGGCGCAACGGCGGGGACUCCACGAGACCGCUCAGUUGCUGAUGCCGAAGGACGCUUGGUGCGGCUUUUCAACCCCACGGCCCAAGACCGAGGAGUCCACGCGACCCGAGACGGCGAGCGGGGUGGAGGUGUGGACCUUGGGAAAGGAGAUGAAGGAGACCAGUUCCACGGUCUUCCCGGACCGUGGAGGCACUCCGCUGGAGGCAAAUCUGAAGGAGGAGCUCAGCAUGACAGACGACACCUUCCACUAAAUGGAAGCACCUGGAAUGCCAAACCAACUGUCCCGCACGCUGCCUUGGAC